Acanthochromis polyacanthus (spiny chromis) is the source of this 2856-nucleotide messenger RNA. RefSeq names its product UDP-GlcNAc:betaGal beta-1,3-N-acetylglucosaminyltransferase 7 (gene b3gnt7). Gene Ontology annotation, cellular component: membrane. Lineage: Eukaryota; Metazoa; Chordata; Actinopteri; Pomacentridae. Bases 235 to 1488 code for a protein of 417 amino acids. The transcript is spliced from 2 exons. Gene Ontology annotation, molecular function: hexosyltransferase activity. The record is from RefSeq and is a predicted model, not a curated record.
GCGCAGAUUGCAGAGCGCACAUCUGCCCUGUAGCGCGCACUCCUCCUCUACUUUCUCACCGUACUUGUUGGCUCGAGAUUGUUUCGAUGGAAAGGAUUAUUUUACCACUUUGUCCUAAAUCCGAAGAGACAUAAAAGUCAAGUUAUUCCACUUUUUUUUUUUUCUGGUCUCGAUAAUCAGCGCUCCUGGUUUCUCAACUUCAAUCACUGAUCGGCUCAAACAAAAGAGAAAAUAAUGAGCAACAGAGAUCGCUGGAGGGUGUAUAAGAGGGCGAGCGUCAUGUUUUUCCUGGCUGGGGUGGCGCUGACUGUUGUGCAAAGAGGCAGCAUCAGUAUGGGGGCUCCCUUUGAACUGGAGAGGCAGGCUCGCAUGCAUGGCUCUCAGGGAGCUGAGCCCGGAGCUGCUCUGGAAAAGAACACCGACUCGUACCUGAGGAUGAAAGGCUUCUGGAAGACUGGCAGACACCACCCGCCCCCUAAAGCUCGGACCAACACAGAGCAGCCUGGAACCAGCGACGACAGCAGCCCCAGAACCUGGGAUGUGACCAGCUCCAACUGCAGCGCCAACCACAACCUCUCGAGCCAGGAGUGGUUCAAGGGGCUGGAGGACAAUUUCAAGCAGUUUUUGCUUUAUCGCCACUGCCGGUAUUUUCCUAUGACACUCAACCACCCAGAGAAGUGCACGGGGGAGAUCUAUUUGCUCAUGGUAAUUAAAUCGGUGGCUACCCAGCAUGACCGCAGGGAGGUCAUUCGGAAAACCUGGGGCAAAGAGCAGGUGGUGGAUGGCAAGAGGAUAAAGACCCUCUUCCUUCUCGGUAAGUCCUCCAAUGAGGCGGAAAAAGCGAACCAUCAGAGACUUGUGGAGUAUGAAGACUACAUCUAUGGGGAUAUUCUCCAGUGGGACUUCUUAGAUAGCUUCUUCAACCUGACGCUCAAGGAGACCCACUUCCUCAAGUGGUUCCACACUUACUGCCCCAACGUGCAGUACGUCUUCAAGGGGGAUGAUGACGUGUUCGUCAGUGUGGACAACAUCUUUGAGUUCCUAGAUAGUAGCAAACACAAUAAGAACCUGUUUGUGGGGGAUGUGAUUUUCAAAGCUAGGCCCAUUCGUAGAAAGGAAAACAAAUACUACAUCCCCCAGGCUAUGUACAAUAAGACGCUUUACCCUCCAUACGCAGGGGGAGGGGGUUUCCUGAUGGAUGGGACCCUGGCGAGGAGGCUUUACUGGGCUGCAGACACCCUGGAGCUCUACCCUAUUGACGACGUUUUCUUGGGCAUGUGUCUUGAGGUGCUCCAGGUGACUCCUGUGAAACACAAUGCCUUUAAGACGUUUGGCUUGGUGAAAAAUAAGAACAGUAAGUUGAACCGAGAACCUUGUUUCUUUAAGAGCAUGAUUGUGGUGCACAAGCUGCUCCCGUCGGACCUCAUGCACAUGUGGAAUCUGGUCAACAGCGACCUGGUAUGCUCGAAGAAAGUGGAGCUCCUAUAGCUUGACGAGAACACCGAGAUAAGGCCGGCACCAAGUGGCUGAGCUUUACCUCGGUGGAUGCCAAUAGGAAGUACAGCACAUUACAUGAGAGGCAGACUUCCCCAUCUCUCCUUUAUGUGGAGAGGUGCCAGGAUAAUAUUUGAAUCUGCUUUUUCUGAACAUUUAUGCAAUUUUCGGAGGACCUUCUUCUAAAGUCUAGUAAAUUAUGUAAAGAUUUUUUUAGGGGUUGACACAGAAUUACGUAUUUAUAUUAGCUUUUUGAAGGACUCACACUGUCAGCGUGCAGAUUCAGUGACGACAACCUGGUGGAGCUGAUGCAUUGAUCGAGAUGUCAACUAAGGAGGACAAUUACUUGUUCUACACUUCAAGGCAUCUUAUUCUGCAUAAUAGUCUAAUGUGAUGCAAAUCUUUGAAAAGGGUCCUCCCAUUCUCUGUGGCCAGCACCGAUUCUUCCUCUUCCUUCUGCUUUUGUACGGCUGAGAAUCAGGAACCAAGAUCCUCGUGGCGGGGACCUGUCACUAAAUCACCAAUGAUAGUGAGUCCAUGAAUGUGAAUACACUUUGAAUAUUUAAGGUAAAAUUCAUUACCAGGACAGGUGAUUAAAAAAUCAUAAAUUAGUUUUAUCUGCUGUAACAUAUUGUGCUUUUAGAUGAAUCAGAGGGAAAUAAUAUUUGGUUUAGAUUGAUAUUGAAAAUGUAAGAGCAGUUAGUAUUAGCGAGUGCCCCAGAAGCUUUGGUUUGAAAGCCACUGCACUUGGACCAGUAUGCUGCAAUGGCUUCAAAUGGCUUCAAAGUUGGAGAAAGACACAACUCUCUCUACCUCAGUGAUUCGGGCAGAAAAUCCUAAUUUUAUCAUUGGUCACCAUUCGAACUACAACAUUGCGUGUUUUAUAUAUGCAGUACAUUUUCCUAAAGUAAGAUUUAAAUCACCAUUUCUGUGUUGUAGAGGUUCUUGCAUUCAUUGUUUUGAAAUGUGUCUGAUUUGAUCCGGAUGUCUACUGCAUAUACACUACUGGAAAAAGCACAAAAAAAAAACCACUUGUUAUGCAUAUGCUGUCCAUAAGUUUGAAUGUGCUGAUAUACUUGACAUGGAUUUGGUAGAGGGUUUAAAAUGACACUGUGAACUAAAACUAUUGCUGGUACGAGAAUAUGACAUGCUAAUUUAACCGUCCCCCACUAAAAAGGGGGCAAAUUUGGGGUUCUUACAUUUAAUUUAAAGCAACAGAUGAACAUAUUAAUGGAACGCUAAAUGAUUAUAAAUCUGAACGCUGUGGGUGUAGUGUGCGAUGAUUAUGUGUAGAUGGUGUAAAUAUAUGUAAAAAUCAACAUGUACAUAGAAUGUUAUUUGUAAAUAAACGCCUUGGCAAUA